Trematomus bernacchii (emerald rockcod) is the source of this 1192-nucleotide messenger RNA. It is a transcript of the gene ap1s2, whose product is annotated as adaptor related protein complex 1 subunit sigma 2. Gene Ontology annotation, molecular function: clathrin-cargo adaptor activity. Gene Ontology annotation, cellular component: membrane coat; AP-1 adaptor complex; intracellular membrane-bounded organelle. The coding region runs from base 189 to 662 and encodes 157 amino acids. NCBI's taxonomy places the organism in Eukaryota, Metazoa, Chordata, Actinopteri, Perciformes, Nototheniidae. The record is from RefSeq and is a predicted model, not a curated record. The transcript is spliced from 5 exons. Gene Ontology annotation, biological process: vesicle-mediated transport; intracellular protein transport.
UCUUUUUCGACCAAUCAGAGCACCGCUCCCUUCAUCGGCGUCUCACCAGCAACCACCAUCCGCUAGCUAGUUUAGCAUCAGUGUGGAGGAGAAGCUAACCUACAGAGACAUAUCUGUUCCCUCUUUUUGGUUAUGUAUUCCGCCUAAAUAUACUGAAGUUACCAGGCGUCCAAGUGACUAACUCGAAGAUGCAGUUCAUGCUGUUAUUCAGCCGGCAGGGAAAGCUGCGGCUACAGAAAUGGUAUGUGCCUCUGUCUGAUAAGGAGAGGAAGAAGAUCUCCAGAGACCUGGUCCAGACCAUAUUGGCCAGGAAGCCCAAGAUGUGCAGCUUCUUGGAAUGGAGGGACCUCAAAAUCGUGUACAAGAGAUAUGCAAGCCUGUAUUUCUGCUGUGCUGUGGAGGAUCAGGACAAUGAGCUGAUCACCCUGGAGAUCAUCCAUCGAUACGUGGAGCUGCUGGACAAAUAUUUUGGCAGUGUUUGUGAGCUGGAUAUUAUCUUCAACUUUGAGAAGGCCUACUUCAUCCUGGAUGAGUUCCUGCUGGGGGGAGAGGCUCAGGAGACGUCGAAGAAGAACGUGCUGAAGGCCAUCGAGCAGGCUGACCUGCUGCAAGAGGAGGCCGAGGCACCACGGAGCGUUUUGGAAGAAAUUGGGCUGACAUAAAUCAUCAUGCUGCAGUUCCUUCCUCCAGAUGCAGAUCUGGCAACCUCUAUGUCUCUCUUCUGUUGACUGUGUCAGUGUUGUAUGUAUAUAAUCACCAUCUAUGUAUUCUGUCAUGUACUAUCCAGUAGUGUCCUUUAAAUGUGGUGCCAACUGUGGUGUUGAUGUAUCUCCUCUGAACAAUCUCCCUCACUGUAUUCUGCAGUAGUAUUAACAUCCUUCACAGAACUAACUUCUUAAAACUCAACUGAGUACAAUGUAGCGACGACAUGAAACUCCAGCACCAUAUUAAUCAUCUAUCAUCACUGAUUGCAGAGUUGUGUGUGCUGUUUGGCUUCAAGUAUUUUUAAAGGUGCUGUUGUCGACUCAGUCGGCAAUUCUCAUGAUUUACCUUCACAUUCAGGCCACAGAACUCAGCAUCCAAAUACUAAAUAAAUAAAUAUUCUGACAUCUGUGAGGUUCAUUUGAUAAAACUGUUUUUGUUAACAAACUAAAUGCAUAAUUAAAAACGUUUUUCAUCUUGUUUCUCAAUA